Molecule: messenger RNA, 789 nt
Organism: Protopolystoma xenopodis
Lineage: Eukaryota; Metazoa; Platyhelminthes; Monogenea; Polystomatidea; Polystomatidae
Source: the annotation of a GenBank genome assembly
AUGCCUUACCUUCCAUUUACUCUGUUUUUAUCGACAUCUCAAUUUAAUAAUUUCUUCCCUAGUUACUUAAUCAUACUCGAUUUUGUACGAGCCUCUAUUCACUCUGGAUCCGAUGUUGCCAACUUCGAUUCAAUUGUGUGGCCUUCUCACCAUGCAGACAUCGCUUCACCUCAGCCAAAUUGCUCGGCUCAUCGCCUCCAAGACAUUCGGUAUGACCCAACUGCCCUUCACAAUGGCUCAGAUGCUGAAAUGGCUCGUAGGGGGUGCUUAAUGUCUAGCACCCGACACCAUCGCAAUCACCGUCUGCGUCUCCUUCUUCAACAGCUUCACAGUCGCCACAAGCAAGGGCGAGACCUACGGAAGAGUUUUAAUCUGAAUUGGCUGGCUUCGAAGCGCCUUCUAUGUCUCCCAGGCUCUACACAAUCGAUUCAUUUUAGAUGCAUAGGAUUGGAAGAAAAUGUAAAAAAAGAGCUGCAAUUAGGUGGAAAUAAGCUUUGUAACGAGAAGGAGCAAGAACUUGGAGGCACAACUAAGCUGGUUAAGCUCCAGAAGGCAUUACUACCAGCACUUGCUAGACGCUGGCAGACCGAACGACGGAAGCGACUACUGAGCGGCAUUCCAUACUGUCUCAAACGGCAAAUAGGCAGGUAUAGACGACCUUCGCCAAUAGUGAGACUCCCUGAGAUGCUGCCUGCUCCAAACUCGGCUCUUUUCCCAAGACGCCUCGCAAUAAAACACAUAGCUUCAAAUCAUGCUACUCCUCCUUUGCUGGAUGUUGGAUUUCCCUCA